Messenger RNA from Pneumocystis carinii B80, 775 nucleotides. RefSeq lists its product as hypothetical. Gene Ontology annotation, biological process: post-translational protein targeting to membrane, translocation. The record is from RefSeq and is a predicted model, not a curated record. NCBI's taxonomy places the organism in Eukaryota, Fungi, Ascomycota, Pneumocystomycetes, Pneumocystales, Pneumocystaceae. Bases 47 to 730 code for a protein of 227 amino acids. The transcript has 2 exons. Gene Ontology annotation, cellular component: endoplasmic reticulum membrane; endoplasmic reticulum.
GUGUGAAUAUAAUAUUACGAGUGGUUCGAGAGGAGACUAAUUUUUCAUGUCUCAAGAAACGUCUCAACAAGCAUUAAGUUUAGCACGUCUACUUCGUCAUCAGAGUUCAUUGAAGCAUCGUUCGGGUGUUUUAGAUGGCAAGAGACUAGAUUUUUUUAAAGCUAAAUAUGUUUUCCGUUUUUUUGAAUCAGCAUUUUAUGUUAAAAAAGCAAAGAAAACAACAUCAUUACCGUCAAUUAAGGCAGAAGAAGAUGUAAUAAAAAUUAUUCGUUUAUUACUUGAUCAUGCUUUAAUUCAAAGGGUUGAUAAAUUAUCAUCUCGUAAAGAUCGAAGAGGUAUUCGUUCAUAUCGUUUACAAACAUCGGCAUCUCAAGAGGAAAUAACGCAAGAUGCUUAUUAUGCAUGGUUUUACGAUUUUGUUCCUAUGAGUACAUUUUUUCUUGGUUUAGGUACUCUUAUUCUUAUUUUAAUAAUUAUUGUGUAUCCUCUUUGGCCGCCUAAAAUGCGUCGAAUUGUUUAUUAUUUAAGUUGGGCUGCAUUAGGAGUGAUUAUUUUAUUAAUUGUUAUUACUAUUUUGCGUUUAUUUUUUUACGUUAUAACUACUACUAUUUUGCCUCCGGGCAUUUGGAUCUUUCCAAAUCUUUAUGAAGAUGUUGGAUUUGUUGAUAGUUUUAAACCCCUUUGGGAUUGGCAUCGAGGAAAACAUAAAAAGAUUAAGAAAAAAGAAUAAAAAGAAAUUAUUAUUAUUAUUAUAUAAUAAUGUCCUCUUAUUCUU